CAUAAUGUGGGUCCACGGGUCCAGCCGAAUGGAAGGAACGAGACCGGCAGCCUGUGGGCCAAAAUAGCUAGAAGGCGUCGACCUUCUGAGCUUGAAGUUGCACAGUUUACUUCGCUUCCUUACUUGCAUUUUGGUUCUUCUGGUAGAGAUGACACUGGUGGCAAGAGAUGUGGCGGUUUGCCCAGUGUUACUUCCCUAACCGCCAGCGCCUGGCUUUCUCACGAUGCUCGUGAUCCCCACCUUUUGGCAAACGUGGCUGGACUUGGUCUUCUGCUCUUCCGCAUUGCCGAUCCCAGCACUAGCACCGAUAGGCAGUUUUCUAGUGCCCUGCCUCUUCGACUGGUCCUGCAGCGACGUUUCUCUAUAGCUCACGACCCAGGCCCUGGAUUACGAUUAAUUCACUCUUGUUAUGCUCCGCUCAUCUCCUUCCGUGCCGGGGCCUGUGCAGUCACAGGAAGUCAGGAUGGUAUCGUCUACGUUUUCGAUGUGUUGACUAAUCGACGAGGACGAGGUCCAAUAUCUUCGCUUCAAGGUGGUCUCAAAACUUUAAUAUUUUAUUAA
Protopolystoma xenopodis is the source of this 561-nucleotide messenger RNA. NCBI's taxonomy places the organism in Eukaryota, Metazoa, Platyhelminthes, Monogenea, Polystomatidea, Polystomatidae. The record is from the annotation of a GenBank genome assembly.